This is a messenger RNA of Anopheles maculipalpis, 336 nucleotides long. RefSeq lists its product as uncharacterized. The coding region runs from base 1 to 336 and encodes 111 amino acids. Lineage: Eukaryota; Metazoa; Arthropoda; Insecta; Diptera; Culicidae. Gene Ontology annotation, biological process: microtubule polymerization. The record is from RefSeq and is a predicted model, not a curated record. The transcript has 2 exons. Gene Ontology annotation, molecular function: tubulin binding.
AUGUCUAAUCCACCGAGCAAAGUGAAACCGCCUACUCUAGCAUCGAUGUUUACACUGUUCGCAAAGUAUCGGCCAACGUUGAACUCGUUCCAAGGCGAUGGAAAACGCAUCCUGCUGUCGCAAAGUGAUUGCUGGAUGCAACAGGCCAACCUCAUCGGACCGAAACACUUUACACUCACCCAGACCGGGUUAACGUUCUUCGAGUUUAGGAAGUCUACGCUGGAUUACGAAGAGUACCUUCAAUUCCUCGCGAUGCUCUGCAACGAAAAGCAGCUAGAACUGGACGUGGUAAAGGAGAAGCUUACCAACUGUGGGCCUCCCGGUAUCAACUCAUGA